Oldenlandia corymbosa var. corymbosa is the source of this 900-nucleotide messenger RNA. The record is from the annotation of a GenBank genome assembly. Lineage: Eukaryota; Viridiplantae; Streptophyta; Magnoliopsida; Gentianales; Rubiaceae.
AUGGCGUCAUCGUCGGAUCACAAGGCCACCGUCAUCGACGGCAAAGCGAUCGCCCAGACUAUCCGAUCUGAAAUUGCUGACGAAGUGCGUCUCCUCUCUCAGAAAUACGCCAAGGUCCCUGGAUUGGCGGUGGUGAUUGUAGGGAAUCGGAAGGAUUCUCAGAGCUAUGUCAGUAUGAAGAGAAAGGCCUGCGCCGAGGUCGGCAUCAAGUCUAUCGACGUUGACCUCCCUGAGGACGUGUCCGAAUCGGAUUUGAUUAGCAAAGUUCACGAGUUGAAUGCAAAUCCUGAAGUUCACGGGAUACUAGUUCAGCUUCCGCUGCCGAAGCAUAUCAAUGAAGAGAAAGUAUUGGGUGAAAUUAGCUUGGAGAAAGAUGUUGAUGGCUUUCACCCAUUGAACAUAGGGAAGCUUGCGAUGAAAGGCAGAGAACCUCUAUUCCUACCUUGCACUCCCAAGGGCUGUAUUGAGCUUCUGAAGCGAAGUGGCGUCAGCAUUAAGGGUAAAAAAGCUGUUGUAGUUGGUCGAAGCAAUAUAGUUGGAUUACCUGUCUCUCUACUACUACUCAAGGAGGAUGCCACUGUAACUGUGGUUCAUUCACGUAGUCAGGAACCAGAGAAAUUGAUUCGUGAAGCAGACAUUGUUAUAGCGGCUGCAGGACAAGCAAUGAUGAUUAAAGGCAGUUGGAUCAAACCUGGUGCCGCUGUUAUUGAUGUGGGGACAAAUGCUGUAGAUGAUCGAACUAAGAAGUCGGGCUAUAGGCUCGUUGGAGAUGUUGAUUAUAAUGAAGCAAGUAAAGUUGCUGGGCGCAUUACUCCAGUUCCUGGAGGUGUUGGACCAAUGACGGUGGCGAUGCUACUCAAAAAUACCCUAGAGGGAGCUAAGCGGGUGAUUGAGCAUUAG